Messenger RNA from Priceomyces carsonii, 1680 nucleotides. RefSeq names its product dolichyl-P-Glc:Man(9)GlcNAc(2)-PP-dolichol alpha-1,3-glucosyltransferase (gene ALG6). Bases 1 to 1680 code for a protein of 559 amino acids. Gene Ontology annotation, molecular function: dolichyl pyrophosphate Man9GlcNAc2 alpha-1,3-glucosyltransferase activity. Lineage: Eukaryota; Fungi; Ascomycota; Pichiomycetes; Serinales; Debaryomycetaceae. The transcript has a single exon. Gene Ontology annotation, biological process: protein N-linked glycosylation. Gene Ontology annotation, cellular component: endoplasmic reticulum membrane. The record is from RefSeq and is a predicted model, not a curated record.
AUGGUGAAAAAGAGUCUGAAAGGAGAAGGUUUAAAGACAAAAGGAAAUAACAAUGGGGCAGCUCUGAAGCUGAAGAGGCAGGUAGUGAGAAAAACAGAAACAAAGAAGCAAAGGGACAGUAUAUUUGAGUUUUCUCCUAUUUACGAUUUGUUGAGAAACUUCAAGAAAGCCCCUAAUCAAUGGACGGCCAGAUACAUUAUCAUCUUGUCGGCAGUAAUAUUAAGAGGAGUUAUUGGGCUAGGAUCAUUUCUGGGUGAGGGAGAAAAGCCUAUAAAUGGAGAUUUUGAGGCCCAGAGACAUUGGAUGGAAUUAACAUUAAAUAUUCCUAUCAGUGAAUGGUAUUUUUUUGACUUGGAAUAUUGGGGUUUGGAUUAUCCUCCGCUCACAGCAUACCAUCUGCUCUUGCUCGGAAAGAUUGGAUCAUUGAUCAAUCCUUCAUGGUUUGCAUUGAAUGAAUCUAGGGGAUAUGAAGGUAGUGAUUUAAAGACUUUCAUGAGACUCAGUAGUAUUGCAAGCGAGCUCAUAAUAUAUGUCCCUGCUUUGUUGAGCAUAAUAUCGGUCAUUGGGAAGAACUUGAAUGUUGGAAGAAUGGAUCAGAUCAUAUUCUCCUCGAUCUUGUUUUAUUUACCGCCAUUAAGUUUAAUUGAUCAUGGCCAUUUCCAAUAUAAUUCUGUGAUGUUAGGACUCUUCUUAUUAUCAUUUGGGGAAUUGGUGAAAAAGAACCUCAUCUUGGCAUCUAUAUGGUUCAUUUUAUCUAUCAACUUUAAGCAAAUGGCCCUAUACUAUGCGCCAUUUAUUUUUGUUUACAUUCUAUCCAAUCUAUUUGAAAGACCUGUUUCUGUGAAAUAUCCAUGGACGACAUUCAACUUUAAAAAUCUUAUAUUGAUUAGUAUAACUAUUGUUAUCACCCAGGUUGCGGUGCUUUGGCCCUUUAUUAUGAAUUCACCGACUUAUGAAGAUGCGCUUAUCAUGAUUCGCCAAAUAUUGUUCAGAGUGUUUCCAUUUCAAAGAGGUUUAUUUGAAGAUAAGGUAGGGAACUUCUGGUGUGUUUCUAAUUUAUUAAUUAAGUAUAGAGACAUAUUUUCUUUGAAUCAGUUGACUAAAUUAUCAUUGGCAACAACAUUACUUUCACUUGCUCCUCCUUGUUUAAUGGUAUUUUACAAAGGCUUAUUUCAAAAAGAUUUUAACGAUCAAAAAAGGCUUCUUUCUCUUAUAUAUGGAUUUGCUGCUACCGCUUGGAGUUUUUAUAUGUUUUCCUUCCAGGUUCAUGAAAAAUCGGUCUUAGUUCCACUUCUUCCAAGUUCAUUAUUAUAUUUGCUCAAUGAUAAGAACUACGUAUCAAUAAUUCAAUGGAUUAACAAUAGUGCUACUUUCAGCUUAUAUCCUUUGUUGAAAAAGGAUCAUUUAAUAUUGCAAUAUGCCGUCAGCUUACUAUUGUCAAAUUGGUUCAUUGGUGGGUUUAAUAUCAAAGCAAACAUGUUAAUACCUAGUUCAAAUAUCUUUUGGAAAUUGAUAGUAAUCGGAUCUUAUAUAUCCAUGUUGCUUUAUCAUGUUAUUGACAUUUAUAUCCCACCGCCAUCUUCAUAUCCAGAUUUAUGGGUCAUAGUUAACGCUACAAUAUCAUUUAGUUGCUUUGGUAUAUUUUGGUUGUGGUUGUUGUAUAAAAUAUAUAAAAUAUAG